Molecule: messenger RNA, 765 nt
Organism: Thrips palmi
Lineage: Eukaryota; Metazoa; Arthropoda; Insecta; Thysanoptera; Thripidae
Exons: 5
Coding region: 22-765 (247 amino acids)
Source: RefSeq, a predicted model, not a curated record
GAGUAGAUCUGCGGUCUUGCCAUGGGCCAUGCAAUACAAGCUUCGACGGUGGACCUGGAGGACUGUCCUCUUACUCGUCUGCUCCUUGACUGGCAAAGGUUUCUGCAGAGGAAGUCCUCUUCUGCCGUUCUUCGUUUCAUAGUUCAUCUACCGUCCACCAAGAUGGGCUUUUACAUGACGAUUGUGUCGUGGGUCGUCUGCGGCCCCAUCGAGGUGGCCGCAACUGUGGCGACGGGUGCGAGCCUCACCGAGGCAAUGGUUGGAAUUCAGUGGACGACGGGCACGUAUUCAGGUAUAAUGUGUGGAUACCGUAUGCUUCGAAGCCGCCUCCUGCUCUCAGCAGUUCUUGCUGACCUCGCCAAAUGCACACACUUUCUCGAGAAAAGCGGAGGUGCAGCUAUGAAGGACAAACUCCAGAGGACUGCGCGAAGAAAACAACGGCUAGGUUACUUUUAUCUCGUUUACGGUGUAUCCACCGUUUUCGGGGUCAUCGCAACAUUCGCUACUAUGCGACCGCACUGGGCGGAAGCCAUGGUGGGCAUAGUCACGCAGGGCUUCGCGACGAAGGCCUACUCCGGGCCGUGGCUGGACGAGGGCGCGGCGGAGCGCCGCGUCCGCCUCCAGAUGAUGCAGGCCUCCACGGUGCGCACCAUCCAGUUCCACGGCCGCGGGGUGGGAGUGUUCAACCGGCGCGCCUGCAACAACGCACUCCGGCUCUGGUUCCGCUUCCUGCAGGGCGUCCUCAACCUCAACGCCCGAAGUUGA